Messenger RNA from Dermacentor albipictus, 429 nucleotides. NCBI's taxonomy places the organism in Eukaryota, Metazoa, Arthropoda, Arachnida, Ixodida, Ixodidae. The record is from RefSeq and is a predicted model, not a curated record.
AUGCUCCCGGAGCUCGUUUCGCGCCAUCGCAGCGUGGUCGAGAACAAGAAAACGGACGCUGUAUCCGUCAGUCGAAAAUGGCAGUCAUGGGAAGAAAUUGAGGACGAGUUCAACUGCCGCCACAGCGUGACGCCGCGGGCGUGGGGCCAACUUAUAAAGUGUUGGGAAAACCUCAAAGACAAGUUGCGCAGGUGUAACGCACAAGACGUGCGGGAGCGGUUUUCUACAGAACAGCAGCGAAAAUAUCUCACGUUCGCGCAGCACCCAAACCUGGAUGUAGUCAAGACGCGGCUGAUGAGCCCGACUACUGGUCAUGGGAUAAUGCUGGAAGGCCGCCAGCAGAACCUGAAACGAAUGCUGCCCCAUUACCGACCUCCACAGACAGCCGAGAGCUCGUUCACGGUACAACAAGCCCAGAUGCUGUUGUGA